Messenger RNA from Cynara cardunculus var. scolymus (artichoke), 1796 nucleotides. Its product is annotated as U4/U6 small nuclear ribonucleoprotein Prp31 homolog. Gene Ontology annotation, cellular component: U4 snRNP; precatalytic spliceosome; U4/U6 x U5 tri-snRNP complex. The record is from RefSeq and is a predicted model, not a curated record. Lineage: Eukaryota; Viridiplantae; Streptophyta; Magnoliopsida; Asterales; Asteraceae. Gene Ontology annotation, biological process: mRNA splicing, via spliceosome; spliceosomal tri-snRNP complex assembly. Bases 203 to 1660 code for a protein of 485 amino acids. The transcript has 9 exons.
ACGAAUUCACGAAGGAAUUCAAGCUCCACCGAGGUUCCUCAUCUGAUCACUCAUCGCCGACUGCUCCCUCUCUCCUCUUCUGGACGUCCGCCGGACCACCGCAGCUCUCAGAUUCUGCCUUCUCCGCUUUAUAUUCAGAAUUUGAAGUAGCUGAGUUUCUGAGUUUGAUUUUGACAUCUGAGCUGCACCCUUCCAGCAAAUAAUGGCAAAUCUUGAAGAUUCUUUUCUGGCAGAUCUUGAGGACCUCUCAGACAAUGACAAUGAAAACUUGGAUGAAGACAAUGGGGAUGCAGAGCACAUGGAAGAGGAUAUUAAUAGAGAUUUGGCUGAUAUAGAAGUGCUCAAUUACGAUGAUCUGGAUAGUGUUUCUAAGUUACAGAAAACACAACGAUAUACAGAUAUUAUGAAGAAAGUUGAGGAUGCUCUUGAGAAAGGGUCAGAUAUUUCAAAUCAAAGCUUGGUUUUGGAAGAUGAUCCAGAGUACCAGCUGAUCGUGGAGUGUAACACAUUGUCGGUUGACAUAGAAAAUGAGAUCGUUAUCAUCCAUAAUUUCAUUCGUGAUAAAUACCGCCUCAAAUUUCCAGAGCUCGAAUCUCUUGUUCACCACCCAAUCGAUUAUGCACGUGUGGUGAAGAAGAUAGGGAAUGAAGUUGACUUGACCCUUGUGGAUUUGGAAGGGCUGUUGCCAUCGGCCAUCAUCAUGGUGAUUUCUGUUACAGCAUCAACCACCAGCGGCAAGCCUCUUCCAGAGGAUGUCCUUCAGAAGACAAUCGAGGCUUGUGAUAGAGCCCUUACGUUGGAUGCAGCCAAGAAGAAAGUUCUUGAUUUCGUUGAAAGCAGAAUGGGGUACAUUGCACCAAACGUUUCUGCUAUUGUUGGCAGUGCGGUUGCUGCAAAAUUAAUGGGGACUGCUGGUGGUCUGUCCUCACUAUCAAAGAUGCCAGCUUGUAAUGUUCAGCUUCUAGGUGCCAAGAAGAAGAACUUAGCAGGUUUUUCCACAGCGACAUCCCAAUUUCAUGUUGGUUACCUUGAUCAAACAGAGGUUUUUCAGACUACACCUCCUGCUCUCAAGAUGCGUGCCUGCCGGCUUUUGGCUGCAAAAACAACACUUGCAGCACGUGUAGACUGUACAAGAGGUGAUCCAUCUGGAAAGCAAGGGAGAACAUAUCGUGAAGAGGUUCAUAAGAAGAUUGAGAAGUGGCAAGAGCCACCUCCUGCAAAGCAACCUAAACCACUCCCCGUUCCUGAUUCUGAACCUAAGAAGAAAAGAGGUGGUCGUCGCCUUCGAAAAUUGAAAGAGAGAUAUGCUAUUACGGACAUGCGGAAACUAGCAAACAGAAUGCAGUUUGGAGUGCCUGAAGAAAGUUCAUUGGGGGAUGGACUAGGAGAAGGUUAUGGUAUGCUUGGUCAGGCUGGAAAUGGGAAGUUGCGUGUAUCAGUCGGUCAGAGCAAGCUUGCUGCCAAAGUCGCCAAGAAGUUCAAGGAUAAGCAGUAUAGUAGUGGAGGGGCUACCUCGGGAUUGACUUCAAGUUUGGCUUUCACACCUGUGCAGGGAAUUGAUCUGAUAGAUCCACAGGCAGAUGCAAAUAGACUUGGAAGUGGAACUCAGAGCACAUACUUCUCAGAAACAGGAACGUUUUCAAAGAUCAAGAGGAACUAAUAUGAAUGUGUUGUUUUUAUGUAAGCCGAAAGUAUUGAAAGUUAUGUUAAUUACUGAAUUUUGAAGCUGAUGACCAUACUUACAAAGAGGGAAAGUCGCCUUCUUUUCUGAUGGUACGUGGUUACUUAAUUCAUAA